AUGCCCGGAACAUCUCGCGUCAUCCUCAUCCUCGGCGCAGGGCCUGGUAUCGGCCAGGGAGUCGCUCGGGCCUUUGCCUCGAGAGGCUACAAGGUUGCCAUCGCUGCCCGGUCACUGAAGGAGGCAGACAGCACCGACGAUCAGCUGAACAUUACAAGCGACUUCAGCAACCCUGGCGACGUCGUCAAUGCUUUUACGAGAGUGAAAAAGGUGCUGGGCAUCCCAAGCGUCGUCGUUUACAACGCUAGCGCCUGGACGCCCUCUCUUGCCGACGACCCGUUCGCGAUCCCGUUAGAUGGUUUCAACCGGGACAUGACCGUCAACGCCACCAGCGCCUUUGUCGCCGCGCAACAAGCCGUCCUCGGCUUCGCGGAGCUCCCUGCCGACGCGGCAAGGUCGUUCUUCUUCACGGGGAAUAUCCUGAACGUCACAGCCAUCCCGAGUUUCAUGUCCCCGGGCGCUGGCAAGUCGGCGUCCGCACACAUGAUGAUGGCUGCUGCGGCUGCAUACAAAGACCGAGGAUUCAAGUUCUAUUAUGCUGACGAACGGAAGCCGGACGGCACGGCCGCUUUCAAGGUCGACGGAGACGCGCAUGGGAAGCUCUUCUGGGAGCUCGCAGAGGCGGAGACGCAGGGCCCGUGGUUGCAGACCUUCGUCAAGGGCGUGGGAUAUAAGGACUUCGGCAGCCUAUAUCGAUUGUAG
Lasiosphaeria miniovina is the source of this 702-nucleotide messenger RNA. RefSeq lists its product as uncharacterized. The record is from RefSeq and is a predicted model, not a curated record. Gene Ontology annotation, molecular function: 2,3-dihydro-2,3-dihydroxybenzoate dehydrogenase activity. Gene Ontology annotation, biological process: siderophore biosynthetic process. Bases 1 to 702 code for a protein of 233 amino acids. The transcript is spliced from 3 exons. NCBI's taxonomy places the organism in Eukaryota, Fungi, Ascomycota, Sordariomycetes, Sordariales, Lasiosphaeriaceae.